Elgaria multicarinata webbii is the source of this 1583-nucleotide messenger RNA. It is a transcript of the gene ITGB1BP2, whose product is annotated as integrin subunit beta 1 binding protein 2. Lineage: Eukaryota; Metazoa; Chordata; Lepidosauria; Squamata; Anguidae. The record is from RefSeq and is a predicted model, not a curated record. The coding region runs from base 126 to 1274 and encodes 382 amino acids. The transcript has 11 exons.
UGAGCCGCGUUCUGCAGCGAGCUCAGAGCGCUGCCCCAGAGAGGCACCCUGAUUGACGGGGAUGCCUGCCUGAGCGUGAGCUGGGCCUGCCCCACAUGUGAGCCGGAGACCAGGCCCAGCAGAUCAUGGCUUUGCUGUGCUACAAUAAGGGCUGUGGGCAGCAGUUUGACUUGGAGAAGAACACCCAGGAUGCCUGCCUCCAUCACCCGGGGUUCCCCAUCUUUCACGAUGCCUUGAAGGGCUGGUCUUGCUGCAAGAAACGAACCACUGACUUCUCUGAAUUCCUCUCCAUAAAGGGCUGCACCCGAGGGUAUCACAGCAAUGAGAAGCCUCCAGAGCCCGGAGAGGCCUUGGGAGAGCCAAAGGUCAAGAUGAGCACUGAGAUCAUCGUCCAGGGCCCCAAGUCAGCAGAGAUGAUGGAGCGUGAGAGGCCCAGUUCUGAUGAGCCGAAGCAGCUGCUGCCAGUGAAGUUGUCCAGGUCUCUGGAGCAAGCCUUGGCGAAGCUGGAUUUAUCCUCCAAGGAGCAACUUCCAGUGCACGACUCUCCAGGCACCGGGGCCGUCCUGGAAGUGAGCGCCGGCACCACCUGUAAGAACUCCGGCUGCAAGGGGGUCUACCAGAGGGAAGAGAGCAACAUGGAGAUCUGUACCUUUCACCCAGGGGUGCCUGUGUUCCACGAGGGCAUGAAAUACUGGAGCUGCUGCGGAAUUAAAACGACAGACUUCACUGCGUUCCUGGAGCAGAAGGGCUGCAGCAAAGGGAAGCACACCUGGGUGAAGAAGCAGCAGCAAGACAAAAAACUGGUCUCUUGCCGGCAGGACUGGCACCAAACCAGCAGCCAAGUGGUGGUCACCAUCUAUGCUAAGAUCCCUCUGCCGGAUCUCAGCUCCGUGAAGGCCAACCAAACUGUGCUGGACAUCCAUGUCAUCUUUGAGGGAGACAAGAUUUUCCAAGCGGAGCUGGAUCUCUGGGGGGUCAUUGACGUGGAAAGGAGCUUUGUGAACAUGGUGCCCUCCAAGGUGGAAAUCACCCUGAAGAAGGCCGGCCCUGCCACCUGGGCCAGGCUGGAGCAUCCGCAGAGCCGAUCAGAGGCCCUGCGGCAGCAGCAGCAGCAGCAGCAGCUGGAGACCCAGGCCUCGGAAGGCCAGGAAGCCAAGGGAGCUCUUCAGGAGGAGUCCGACGAUGACUUGAGCUGGUCAGAGGAGGAAGAUGAGGAGUGGGAGGAAGGAGGGGAGAACGAAGCACUCCCCAGGCUUAUAUCUGGUGAAAACUGAAUCCCCCCGCCGCCCCCAGGAAUAGCCACCUGAGGCUUGGCAGCAGGAACUUGCUGGACAGUGUCCUGUUCUGAUAUCUGCUGCAGAUGAGAAGGGCAUCUGUGGGAACACCCAGAGGCAGACUCUACUCGCUGCCCUUUGGGGCUCCCAGGCUGGCGCAAUUUGGAAGCAGGUGAAAGGGCAUAGCCAGGGGAGUGGAACCUCCCGGCUGGCGCCUGGAAUAUCUAGCCACCCGUUUGGCUCUUCUUAGUGUGCAGCUGUUACUCUUUCUCAUUCAUGAAAUAAAAGAAACUUCUCCCAGUGUAAGAG